Rhipicephalus sanguineus (brown dog tick) is the source of this 1185-nucleotide messenger RNA. Its product is annotated as arylsulfatase I. The coding region runs from base 138 to 1079 and encodes 313 amino acids. The transcript has 5 exons. Lineage: Eukaryota; Metazoa; Arthropoda; Arachnida; Ixodida; Ixodidae. The record is from RefSeq and is a predicted model, not a curated record.
UAUUUCUGUAUCUGAGCUACCAAGCAGUCCACUCUAGCUGCAAAGGCUGUGACAUAGAUGCGCCCGAAGAAAUUGCCAGCAAAUACGCCUACAUCAAGGCCCGCAAUCGCACGUUGUUUGCGGGAGCACUAGAUGUCAUGGAUCGUUCCAUCGGUGAAGUUCUGGCAGCCCUGCAGACCCGAGGGAUGCUCGUCGACAGUGUUGUAGUGUUUGCCAGCGACAACGGAGCGGCACCAGUCAAGGAUAUCACCGCCUCCAACGCUGGCUCCAACUGGCCUUUGCGCGGAGGGAAAUCAAACGUGUGGGAAGGGGGCAUGAGGACGCCCGCGGUGUUCUGGUACGGUCGCCUGAGUGGUCGUUUGCCACGGCCCCCUUCGCAGCAGAUGAUGCACAUCGUCGACUGGGCGCCCACUUUCUACGCAGCGGCAGGAGGAGAUGUCUCGGCUCUCGGCGACGUGGAUGGAAGGGACCAAUGGGAAGCGCUCUCAGCAGGAAAAGGCAACGGACACGAAGACAUGAUCCUAGAAAUUGAAGGUCGCAAUGAAGCAUCGGCCAUUAUCUCUGGCAGGUACAAGUUGGUGAACCGUUCGGAGGCACUGAGUGACCCGCUACUCGACAUUCGAAUGCGCCCACCGGAAGGAGAUCCUCCCAUGGAGCUCGAACUGGACUCCCUCAUGAAGUCAUCGGAGGCUUGGAAAGCCCUGCAAGAAGCCUCCCGCGACGCCGGUGCUAGUGGCAGUUCAGCACCCAGAGAAAACUGGCGCCAAGAGCUCAUUGUUAAAUGCGACGGCAGCCCUACCUCUCGAGACGAUGAGUCAGUCAGCGAUAACUUUGACCCGCACGACACCACCUUCGUGUUCGACAUAAUCAGCGAUCCAUGCGAGCUGAACAACCUUGCAUCAUCCGAGCCUGAGUUGCGGGACAGGCUGCUCAAGAAGUUGGCCACAUUCCGCGCAGAAGUACCCAUUGAUCCCAUGACUGAUGAAGUGGACGAACGCAGUUUUCCGGAGUACCACCACUGCACAUGGUCAACCUGGAUGGACGUGGAGCCAGCAGACUACCAGAGCUGUCCGUGCUGAAAAGGCCACCUGUUCAUAGUGCUGUAGAAACGGUGUUUUGCCUUCGGGCGUGUAUUUGCAAUGUGCAAAGACUGACCGCACCAUACUUAGUUCAUAAUGUACAAUU